GCCGCACUAUGCUCAAUGCUGCCGAGAAAGCUCUUCGCAAGCUCGUCAGGGAGCAGCAAGGGCUCAACCCGUCGCAGGUCACCGAGCUCGACGGUGUUCCCUCGUCGACCGAGUUCGCUCGUUUUGUCGCCGGCAACCGGCCGGUCGUGAUGCGCGGCGCAGGUCGACAGCUUCAAGUUCCGGCACUCGACCGCUGGACGGACGACUACCUCGUCGAGACGCUUGCCGAGCGCGAGCUCGAGAUUUCUGCGACCCCGCACGGAAACGCCGACGCGAUCGUCGACGGCGCGUUUGUCGAGCCUGCAAACGCCAAGAUGCCGCUGUCGACGCUGCUCGACCGCCUGUACGAGGAGCAAGACGUUGUCGAGGCGACGACGCCUGUCUUCUACCUUCAGUCGCAGAACGGCAACCUUGCAGGCGAGUACGCGCCGCUGCAGGACGACGUUCUGCCAGACGGUCCAGCUUUCGCUCGCGAGGUCUUCGGACAAGCGCCCGACGUCGCCAACAUCUGGGUCGGCGGCCGUCGCAGCAAAACGUCCUUGCACAAGGACCCGUACGAGAACCUCUACCUCGUCGUGCGAGGGAGCAAGACGUUCACGCUUUUCCCGCCGAGCGAGGCGUUCUGCAUGCACGAGCAGCCGUUCCCGCACGCAACCUACGUCUUCGACCCGUCGACGUCGUCCUUCUCGAUCCGCCGCACGGACCCUCCCCUCUCGCUCCCCUGGAUCCCGAUCGACCUCGACUCGCCGUCGCUCUCGGCGCACCCUCGGUUCGCCCUCGCGCGCCCACUGCGCGUCACGCUCGCGCCGGGCGACAUGCUGUACCUGCCCGCGCUGUGGUUCCACCGUGUCGAGCAGGACGUCGGGCUCGGACCUCCUCGAGCGGCGGCAGAAGCGGGAGCGGCGCGAGGAGGACGAGAGGGGGUCAAGGCGGCGAUUGCGGUCAACUGGUGGUUCGAUAUGGACUACGGUGCGCCGGUGUGGGGCCUGCACGCUCUCGUGCGGCGGCUCACAAUGGCGCUCGACGGGCAGGAGGACGACGAGCCGGACAGCGGUGACGAGGACGAGCUGUAGAGCCGACUGCAACCUUCGAGACUUCCUCGGG
Messenger RNA from Rhodotorula graminis WP1, 1104 nucleotides. RefSeq lists its product as uncharacterized. The record is from RefSeq and is a predicted model, not a curated record. Gene Ontology annotation, molecular function: 2-oxoglutarate-dependent dioxygenase activity. The transcript is spliced from 6 exons. Lineage: Eukaryota; Fungi; Basidiomycota; Microbotryomycetes; Sporidiobolales; Sporidiobolaceae. Bases 9 to 1073 code for a protein of 354 amino acids.